CCCCUAAACCCCACAAGGCACAUCUUUAACAGGAUGCUGACAGCUCCACACAUGCAUAGUACAUGUGUCCCAGUACUGCUAGGGUUUAUUCCAGGGCAGAAGAUGUUUGUGCCUUCAUCUGGGCUCUGCUGGCGUGAAAUGAAAAACCUUUUUCAAACUUUCCUUGCCCUUAGAGCCCAAUGGCUCAUCCCCCUGCUUGGGACCAUGUCAGUGACUCCCUCUCUCCAUCAUGCAGGUGAUUCAUGUUUAAGUGCAGGUUGGGAUGUUUGGGGCUGUUUUUAGUAGUGAACAGGCUUCCAGUAUAGCAACCCGGUAGUCACAGCCUGUAAUUAACCAUGUCUUGAUGAUGUCCCUCCAUCAUGAAGAAGCAGAGCUGUGACCUUCUAGCAUAUCCAAAGAGCGGGAUGGAAGGGCUCUAAGUGGAUCCAGAACCAUAAUGAUUUGCCCAUGCUGGGCUAACGCAUGUCCCUGUGUCUGCAUCAGUACUAUCCAGCACCCUCACCCCUGCAGCCCCUCAGUUUUCCUGCCAUCCAUGAGGCUGCAGGAUUUAACUCCAAAUGGAUGCUCCCUAUGUUCAGUUUACAUCCCCAGUCUCACCUCAGGUGCACCAGGGAGCUGAAUUGAUUGUGCUGCGAGGAAGGUGGAGAUGCACCUGCCCUAAAUUCUGCUGAAACACUCUCCUGCCUGGUGGUGUAAAGACCUAAAAUGUCCUUUGGCCCUAGGAAGGAAGGUAAUUAAUGCCUGUAGCCCAAAUCAUUUCAAUCUUACUCAGUAUUAAAUGGAAGCAAAACAUGACAGAUGAAAGAGGGAACUGCUUAAUCAGCCAGGGGAGCUUUCCAGGAGAAAACUGCUGGUUGUUGGGAAGUUUCAGGCGGAAGGUACACACUCGCUCCCCUGGGGGGCCGGGCCACCCUAUAAAACAGUGGGGACAGUGCCCAGCCCCACCACCUGCUCCCAGCUGCCACUGCUGCCAUCUCCACCUGGGUAAGUUAAAACGGGCUCCAUCUCCUCCACACCAGGCUCUUGCCCGGUCCUCUACAGGAGUUCAAGGUUUGUUACCUGCCUCCCUUCCACCUGCAGAGGACAGCGGGGAAGGGUGUAUCUCUGCCCUAAAAUGAAGACUGCAAGGGGUUGUGGGAUGCAGCGCUUGCAGGGUCUGCAACCACGUAGCCAGUUGCAUCCUGCAUGAUUUUCCUUGCUGAAGGAGAGGGAAAAAAAAUAGAAUAGGAUAUACCCAGGCUGCAAGGAUUGAUGUCCCCCUGUUUAUGGAAGGGCAUUAAAGGUCUUUUUUAUUUUGGGAUGGGAUAGCUCAGCUCACAUUGCAUUGAUUUAAGUGGGCUUUGCUACAACUCGAUGCAUCUCAGUGAGCAUCUUGCUUGCUGAGGGCUCUCUGUCGGCUUGGAGCAGGAGAGGGUCUGCUCUCUGUUCUCAGCACCCGGUGCCUCCGGCUUCCCCAGAUCUGCAGCUCAAACCAAACUCCUCCCAUUCUCCCGAGCGGGGCGGAAGGGGGGCAGGGGGGUAUGCUGGCUCCUGCCCAUUUGGAAAGCCUUUCUCUGGCGUUUCUAAACCAUGCAAACUCACUCUCUAGUUCACUCUCGCACACCUAUAAUGGGAGCCGCUCCGUGAGGGCUCAGCAGGGGCGGACCAGCCUCUGCCUUGCCUUUUACAGCCUGGCUGUGGCUUUCAGGUGCACAUCCUCGCCGAGCCAUGUCCUGCUACGACCUGUGCCUGCCCUCCUCCUGCGGUCCCCGGCCACUGGCCACCAGCUGCAACCAGCCCUGCCUCCGCCGCUGCGGGGACUCCACCGCUGUCAUCCAGCCGCCCACCGUCGUGGUCACCCUGCCCGGGCCCAUCCUCAGCUCCUACCCGCAGAACACCGCAGUGGGCUCCACGGCGUCGGCGGCGGUCGGGAGCUACCUGCGGUGCUGCGGGGUCCCCGUGUGCUCCGGCGGGGCCCGGGGGCUGGGGAAGGCGGGGUUGCUGUGCCUGGGCAGCGGGCUGUAGAGGUGUCCCCAGCGGUCACCUCCUCCUCCCGCCGGUGACAGCUGCGUGGCCGCGUCGGGAGGGACAAACGAAGCGCAAGGACCAAGGCUGGGGAAGAGGACUAAGCCCCUGGGUUUCCCAGAUGCGGGGGGCACCCGCAGUUCCCCCAGGAGGAAGAGAGCCCUGCGAGCUUGUCACUCCAGACCGUGCCUCUGUAUACCUUUCUCUUGCAAAGUCUUACUUUAUAUUUCCAUGUUCUAUGCAGCAUUUGCUGCUGGCUGGGCAUAAAUGCUUCUAGCAGGCUGUAGAUGGCACAUAAUAGUCAUGAGGUGGUGGGGAGGAGGAACACCUUGUAGGGAUUUGGCUUGUCCUGGAAUGGGGUUUAUCCAUUUCUUUACUGAGCACUGGAAACACAUUUCUUACACUCUGAACUGAUUUACUCUCCUUCCCCUUCUCAUUAAAGUCAUGCUACAUCA
This is a messenger RNA of Pseudopipra pipra, 2459 nucleotides long. Its product is annotated as beta-keratin-related protein-like. Bases 1708 to 2004 code for a protein of 98 amino acids. The record is from RefSeq and is a predicted model, not a curated record. The transcript has a single exon. Gene Ontology annotation, molecular function: structural constituent of cytoskeleton. Gene Ontology annotation, cellular component: intermediate filament. Lineage: Eukaryota; Metazoa; Chordata; Aves; Passeriformes; Pipridae.